Molecule: messenger RNA, 3301 nt
Organism: Biomphalaria glabrata
Lineage: Eukaryota; Metazoa; Mollusca; Gastropoda; Planorbidae
Exons: 8
Coding region: 1374-1946 (190 amino acids)
Source: RefSeq, a predicted model, not a curated record
AAAUUCUACCCAAGAGAAUGAUCGUAUUUAUGACAGUCACAAUAGCUUGGGCUUGUGCCUACAUUUACAGCCCCUCUCACAUGUUCAUACGUAUGUUGUAGUAUGUAACAUGAGAAUGACUUUCUGACGGAAAACUUCUGACUAUUAUGGGGAAAACAUUUUUUUUUUGGUCUACUAAGUUACUAGAUCUAUAUAACAGUUUGAUAACCACUGCGUAUUUACCCCGUUUAGAUUUAGCUAAUUAACAAAUUAGCAUCGAAGCUCGUGCUAACCUGGACAGCUUCCGUUUGCCCGGUGAUUGUUUAUCGAAACAUUGAAUGCACCUUGUACGAUUGUCUGGCUAUAGAAUAUCAACACCAACACAUACUGUCACAUAGUGACAUAGACUAGCAGAUCUGAAGCCAGUGUUUUAUGGCUCUAUAAUAAAAACUAAAAUGUAACUCUUUGAGCUAUUCCAACUUACCUAGAUAACAAUAAGCUGUCAAAUAGUGUACAGGAGACUAACUUUGAAAAUAAAGACCUCUAGCUGCUUUAACUUAGGUCAAUCCUUAGCCAAGAUAAAUCAGCAAUAUGCUCCUGCAAAAGGAUAAUACAUUUUUUCAAAAGAAAUAGAAACUACUGAAGACUGUUGUGAGGAUGGUGCCAAGUUUGAACAAUGACCACCAUCAUCCUCCCUGUCCUCCAGUUGUGGUCUUAAACUUUAUAUCUAAGAAAAACAAACAGAACCAGACUUUUUUAAUGCUAAAUAACUACCAGGCCUGUACAAUUCAGUAGACAAUUGUCUACUGAAUAUUUUAGGGACUUGAUGGUAAUGUUUUGAAUCAUUCAGUGUGGAAUCAAAUGUAUCACUGAUAUUCAAACUAUGAUCCAUAGUCCAUAUCCAGCGAGUGACAGGUCUUAACUGGUCACUUGAAAUUCUCGCUAUGCAGAAUGAAGCAGAAAAGACUUAAUUCAUUGAACACCACAAUUUUGUGUGACCUGUGACACACAUAUUGCACACAUGUGGCCCCUAGAGCAAACAAGAUUCAGCACCAUUGUAAUACAUACAGUUUGCAAGCCAACAUAAUUUUUUAUUUGGAUCUGAGAACAUUUAUAAGUAUCUAACACUAUUCAACACUUUCUGACAGCCGAAACUUUGCAAAAUACAUGGUUAAAAUGCUGUCUCAUGUAUUUCAAUGAAGUGUGAUUUAUCAGUAUAUUGUAACAAGUACUGCGUCUCUGUGUAACUGGUUUCUAAAACUAACAUAAAACUAUUUUGCUAAAAAAAAUAUUUAAAUGUACUUUUUUCCUUUAAGAUAGGACUUUUUUUUUUCCUUUUAGUACAAUACUUAUAAUAGCAUCAUAUGCAGGAAAAAUGCAGGUAGCUGAUUUGUAUGCUGACUUUAUCAAUCUCACCAGUGAGAUAUAGUGAGUCACGAUGGCUGGUGGUGAAUUCUAUCUCAGCUCGGAUGCCCUUCAAGAUUCAUUGCUAUUCUGAAGCUACUGCAUGUGGGUCGAAAGUUUUUCAGAUUUCCCUUAGCGGAAAUGCCAAAAGUAAGCUAUCUCUCCACUGUUCACUGGACCUGACAGAGAAUCUGGUAUUGAAAUCAUUGAAUCCAAAUCUAGUUGCAGCCAAAGUGAGCGAAAGUAUGAAAAAUGUUAUGAAUCAAGAAAGACCUUCAGUUAAUACCAAGGAAGUGAUUACAGUUAACACAAGUCUGGACCUGGACACAUUCUCAAAGCUCUUACCUUUCUUGCGAUGUUACUUUGUGAAUUCUCCGGUGAAUGAAGAAAACAAACUAAAUAUGGAGGACCAAGCCUCAAAAACUACUAGACUUAUCAAGACUACAAAUCCAAUUCCAAUGUAUUCAACUAAUGCUGAUGCCUCAAACACAACCAGACUUAAUGAGACCACUGACCCAACCUAUUCAACUAAUGCUGAUGGCUCAAUGGAAAAAAAAUCCUAAUGGUCAUUUCAAUUUGCUCAACUUUCUUGAUUGCUGUUGCAUUUGGUUUGUACUGGCAUUUUAAUUUACAUUUGGAAAAGAGUAUUCAAUGUCGGUUCAGGUGAAAUUAUUUUUUGUAUUUAAAGGAUUAUAAGCUAUAUUUGUUUUGAUUUUUAAAUCAACUUUCUCAUCCUUUUUCUGUUUCCCAUGUUUGGUACUUAUAAAUACAGACGGUACUUCAAAAAAGAAGAUGAUUACUAUUUGGGCAUAAAUAAACCCACCCCUUUGUAGACACUACUCCCAUCUUUAUAAAACUCUAAACCAGGCCCUCUUAGUCUUUAAAUGCCCCUAAUUAAUUCACAAAUCCGUUUACCACAUUAACCCAGCAUAACCAGCUGAAAGAAAACAACAAAUUAUGCUAUUCUUCCUUGGUACAGACCGCAAAAAGAGCUCAGGGCAAAAAGCUGGCUGGAAAAACUAGAACGACGCAGAGCAGUCCUCUGUAUUUUUAGUUCCUAUUUCUCACAAUGAUGCUAAAUGUUUUACUCACCAUAAACUUUUUUUUAUGUGCGCAAUGGAAAAUCAUGUCUGAUUUUGGGUUAAAUUUUUCCAACUUACCUAGUGUGUGUUUUUAUUAUAUUAAGGAAGCCACUUGACAAAUAUAAGCCCAACGUCCAUCCACUGAUUCUUCACCAGGACGUUUGAAGGAAAGGUUUUAGCUGUUUAAGAUAUCACUCGCGGAAGUUUGAUAUUAAUAAAAUAUAAUUCCUUUUUGUUCAACUAAAAUAAAAGCAAAAGGAAAUUUGAAGUUUUUUUUGCUUAAAUACAACAUAUUCAUCAUCCUAUAUCUUCAAAGCUGAUAGAAUCCUCCUAGCAUUGUUUAAGUUAGCUAAAUCAUACACAAAUUUUCGUAUAUCAAUACCUUCUGAUUCAUAAGCCAGCAAUUCAUGUAUAUUUUUAACAGCACCAAUAUUAAAAAGCUACUUUUUGUGCUUAUUGUCAUGCUAAUGUCUCAGAAACUAGAAAUGCUAUUGAAUAACUUAUUUCACCAUGGCCUUAAAUGUGCUUAAAAAAAAAAAAGAUGUGACAGCUGCUUUUAGCCUGAUCCCUUUUUUUAAAUAUUAAACAUGCAUCUAGGUGAAUUUCUAAACUAGCAUAAUGUUCUGUUUCAAGUUUCAAUAAAGCAAAAACACUAUAUAUUUAUGUAUACAUAAAUACAAGGAAAUGCAAAAGAGAAAUUACACAUACAUGCACACGCAUGCGUGUGCACAGACACACACAUAUAUACACAUACAUACAUACAUACACACAUACAUAUAGCAUUACUAAUAUUUUUACAUUAUUUUUAAAACUUUGUAGCAGCCCAUUUGUCUCUG